CAUAUCCGGUUGUAUUCACAUUUCAUAAACACAGGCUGUAUGUUUUUCUUGAGUGGGUUUUUGUUUGUGUAAUAAAGCCCGAGUGUGUGUUUAGAAUGGAGAAAGUAGCUGAGGCGCAGGUGGCGGAGUCGGAGAGGCCGAAGAGAAAGGCGAGCUGGAGGAGAAAGUCAAGUGUCCUCCCGCCGGAUUCUUCUUCUUCUUCUGCUGCUGCUGCUGCUUCUUUUUCCCCCGGGAGCAACAACAGCCAACGGCCUCCUUUGAGAAGAGGAAGCUCUUUCGUCUUUCUCACACCCGGCCCUCAGUGGGACUUCACUUUGAAACGAAAACGCAGAGAGAAAGAUGAAGAUACGGUCAGUCUGUGCAGCUUCGAUUUUAAGGAACCCAGUACUAAGCGCGUGCGGCCACUGGGCCGAGUCACCUCCCUGGCGAACCUCAUCUCCCCUGUGAAGAAUGGGGCCGUCCGGCGCUUCGGUCAGACCCUGCAGGCUUCGUUGCGGGGCGACGGGCGCUCCCCGGGCGUGCCCCAGCACAAACCAGGCAGCAAGGCUGCAGCACCCACACCACCCAAACGCCGCAACAGCACCCUCUGGUCCGAAACCUUGGACGUGCACCAAAAAGGAACCUUCUCCAUGAAGGAGAUAAAGAGACAAGAGGCCAUAUUUGAGCUGUCUCGCGGAGAGCAUGACCUGAUCGAGGACCUCCAGCUCGCCCGCAAGGCGUACCAUGACCCAAUGUUGAAACUAUCAAUCAUGUCCGAAGAAGAGCUGACUGCCAUCUUUGGAGAUCUGGACGCUUACAUCCCACUUCAUGAAGAUCUGUUGGCACAGCUGGCCAUAGCGACAGGCCCUGACGGGACAGUCGGAGAGAUCGGCCAGAUUGUAGUCGACUGGUUGCCCAGGCUGAACGCAUAUCGGGCAUACUGUAGCAACCAGCUGGCAGCUAAAGCCCUGCUGGAUCAGAAAAAGCAGGACUGGAAAGUGCAGGACUUCCUGCAGCGCUGUCUUGAGUCACCCUUCAGCAGGAAGCUGGACCUGUGGAGCUUCCUCGACAUCCCCCGUUCACGGCUCGUCAAGUACCCGCUCCUGCUGAGAGAGAUCCUCCGACAUACGCCGCCAGAACACCCAGACACUGUCAGCCUUGAAAAAGCUGUCAGCAUUAUUCAAGACGUUCUGACGGACAUCAACAUGAAGAAGGGCGAGUCAGAGUGCCAGUACUACAUCGAUAAACUGGAGUACCUGGACGACCGGCAGAAAGAUCCACGCAUAGAGCAGUGCAAGAGCCUGCUGUGCCACGGCGAGCUGCGCAACAAGAGCGGCACGAAACUGCACGUGUUCCUGUUCACUGAAGUACUGGUCCUGACGCGGCCCGUGAUGCGGAACGAGCGCCAGUGUUUCCAGGUGUACCGUCAGCCCAUUCCGGUGCAGGACCUAGUGCUGGAGGACCUGCAGGAUGGAGACGUGCGCAUGGGCGGAUCCUUCAGAGGGGCUUUCAGCAACUCGGACAAAGCCAAGAACAUCUUCCGUGUGCGUUUCCAGGAUCCGGCACAGGGUCAGACUCACACACUUCAAGUCAACGACAUCUUCCACAAGCAGCAGUGGCUCAACUGCCUGCGCAGUGCCAUGUCCGUCGUCCAGAGCGACGCCUCCACUGACGCCUGCCCCGAUCACUGCUCCUCCACCGUCGUCAUGGAGGAGACGGAUGAGAACCAGCCUCAAAGCCACGAGCCUCAAAGCCAUGAGCCUCCCAGCCCCACACCUUCCACCACCUCUACGUCGUCAUCCUCCUCCUCCUCCCCCUCCUCCUCCUCCUCCUCCUUGUCCUCGUUGUCCUCAUCAUCUAGCUCGCCAAGGAAAUCUAAAAAGGACAAGCGCAUUCUUGGCUCUCUGGGCAAAAGGAAGGAAACCAUGGUGUAGAGAGCGCUCUGGCUCGACAUGGACUAUAAGCUCAUCCCAGAGCAGACUUGUAUUUAUGUGUGUGUUGGAACCCUGUGGUUCCGCAGCAGUAUUUUUGCGUUACUGUCCUCAAUGGCAGCUAUAUCCCCACUAAUCCCCCACGCACUCCAAGCUGACCCACGGGGAGCAAAUCCGGACCAGGGAGAGACAGUAUUCUCAAGGGUUAACUGCAUGUAUCUCGAAGCGUUUUACACACAUGCGCACACACUUUUUCACUCAGUGACCAGCAUCUGAGAUUGAGCAUGAGAUCACACAAGCCCUGUUUACUGUUAGUUUGGUAUUAUUGUUUUUAUUUUAUUUUAUCUAUUUGGUUUAUAAUUAAAUUACCUUUUUAUAUUAUAUAUUUUCAACCAGAAUCUUACUGUAGCUCUUUGAUAGCUUUUUUUUUUUUCCCUUUUCAACAACAGCACUGUAGUUUUCAGCUGAAAAACAGUUUAUGCAAAAGAACAGCCACGAAGAAAAAAAAGUCUACUGGAAAUGUUUAAUUUCAGUACAUUCCUCAUGAAUCAAUAAAUCAGCCUGACAUUUUGCUGUAUGGAUUGUACAUGAUUUGGUAAAAUACUAAUUUAAUUUUUUUAAAACCAAAAAAAAAAAAUCACAAAUUGUGAUUUUACACCGUCACAAUCAAUAUAUGUAGUUUUUUUUUUUUUUUUUUUACUCGUGUAAAAUUAAAACUGAGCCAUGUUGGCUUUUUUUUUUUUUAAAAGAAAGCUAACUCCCGACAGGAAAAGGAUAAAUUUUCAAUGUAGCAUCUUGCAUGGAGCUUUACUUGUACAAUGGCGUGUAAAUGCUUGUAUAAAUGGAUGAGUUCACCACAAUCGCCAGCAAGGAACUUGUAUGUUGUAUGAGGGUUUAAGAUACGUUGUCUAUAAGAAUUCUGAAUUGUGUCGAGUAAGAAGAGUCUGUCUUUGAUUCUGGAUACUGCGCUUAAUCAGUUUUUGGUUGCGUUUCAUUGUAGUGUCUUGAACAAAGAAUGAAUGUCGGAUGCUUUGGUGAAAAGCCAGUGAGCGUUUUACUAGGAAAGAUGAAAAGCAUGUGGAAAGAAAGGCAAAAGUGAAUGUUGGAUGGAAAAAAGAGUCGCGAAAACAAGUUUGUUUGUAUAAAAGACAAAGAUGUGUUGAUGUUAGUGGCGCCACCAGGGGGGGGCUGUGGCCACCCCUACAAAUUUACUGGCCACCCCACUGGCCAGUAUAGAUUGUAGUAGCCUCAGUUAUGCAGUUCAUCCCAAAUGCACAGCCAGCCAGACAAGACGCUCUUGAUCUUCGGUGAGUGAGGGAAGAUCAUCUUCCCAAGAGGGGGAAGUAUGCGUCGUAACGUGCUUUUUAAGUGCUAAAUAGUGCUGUAGCUUUUUGACGGAUUUUUGACAUGUAUAACUGAGUUACGUAGCUAACGUUAGCUGCUGAUUGUAUGUUAUAUCAGUCAUUUUCAGACAAUGAAGAGAAAGUCCACAGACUUCUUAUUUUAAGAAAAAUAUUAGAACAGGAGAGAAAGAGACAGCAGGGGAGCAACAGAGGCUUAGUGAGGAGGAGGAGGACGGAGUAGAGGAAAAGACAGCAGGAUACACAGCCAGCAUCAAUAACAGAUCAUUAGUAACAUUAAAUAUAACACAAUAAACCAAAGUAUAUCAGUAGGCAUUUCCUUAAGUCUUUCUGAUAGUUUUCUACUGGCCGGUUUACUACAACAGUAUAAUGAUAUCCUGAAAUUAUGGCUUUUAGUGUGCCACCCCAAGUGUCCCCAUCUGGCCACCCCUAUGAAAUAUUUCUGGAGGCGCCACUGGUUUGAAGUCUGAAGUGAGCUUGUAAAUCUGUUUACUGUAUAAAGAGAACAUAAUUAAAGGGACAAUAAAGAUCUGUGUAAGAUAUGCAUCUGAAAA
Messenger RNA from Neoarius graeffei (lesser salmon catfish), 3825 nucleotides. It is a transcript of the gene net1, whose product is annotated as neuroepithelial cell transforming 1. NCBI's taxonomy places the organism in Eukaryota, Metazoa, Chordata, Actinopteri, Siluriformes, Ariidae. Gene Ontology annotation, biological process: positive regulation of Rho protein signal transduction; intracellular signal transduction. The record is from RefSeq and is a predicted model, not a curated record. The coding region runs from base 96 to 1913 and encodes 605 amino acids. Gene Ontology annotation, molecular function: guanyl-nucleotide exchange factor activity. The transcript has 11 exons.